AUGCCGCUCACCAAACGCCAAACGGACCCCACCCGGCUCACAUCUCGCUCGACAUCCACACUGCCAUCUGCGGUCACUGGUCCGCCCCUCUCUUCUCGGGAGGGACCGCCGCCGGCUUUUAGGCGAUGGCGGAGUCUGAGGGAGAAGCAGGAUGUUGGAGAAGAGGGGAUGGGGCAGGGAAGGGAUGGGGAGGAGGAGGGAGUUGAGGUCGGUAUAGGCGAGUCUGAAACGGCGCAGGGUAUAGGCAGUACAGUGGAAGGACUAGGACGCGUUAGUGACGGGCCAGGACCGCCUCACCUCUCCCGCUCAACCUCGAUCCCAUCAUCAACAUAUUCAUCCAUCUUCAAGCUCACCCGCUCCCUCUCGCUCCGCACCCACCACACCGCGGCAUCUACGGACCCCCUCCUCCCUCCUCCUCUCCCUCCGCCUCGAGCCAUUCCGUCAAACUCUGGCCCAAGCAAGCUGACCAAGGCGCGCCCGAGCCUCCCUCCACCUUCUUUACGCAGAGCAUGGGCGUCAGCGGUUGCCCUCCCCCUCCACUCUCCUUCAUACCCCUCCGAACGCCCCUCUCUGGCUCUGACUCGCACACGCCACUCAACUCCACCACAGUCGUUGUCGGCCUCUGGCUUCGACUCUGGCCAUGGCGUCAGCUCUGCACGGCCCCUCUCCCGGAACGGCUCAUCCAGCACCGCGACCAGCACGUCCUCAUCGUCCUCUGCUAUCCCUACGUCUAGCGAAUCCGCCGGCCUCUCUACGCCACAAUAUGACCACGACCUCGACCUCGAGCCGCCCAUAGCCAAUCGGGGGACGUUCGGCCACACUUGGGAUAUCGCCAACCUCGACCUUGGACCUGAUCGGCCUGAUGGCUUUGGGCUCGAGCGCAGAGACAGCAGUGCGUCUCCUGACGAAGGGGACGAUUUCCGGCCGCCCCGGUUCCCCCACUACGUCGGGGAUGAGGAUGACCGUUCAACGGAGCAAGCGCGGUCCACCAAGACGUCAUCUUCGGGCAGGACAGCUAUCCCUCUCUCCCGGGCGCAGGUGUCUCCGGCAUUAUUUGAUCUGCCCCACGAGCGGGAUGUCGGGUCUGAGGAGGGGAGACCAGCGGCCAUUGGGGCGGAAGAUACAGCGGAGUCUGUGGUGGAGAGGAGGGAGGAACGAGGAGGAAAGGAGGGGAUUCCGAGACAUCCGUUGAUAUACGACCUGGAGGAGAUGUUGCGCUCCGCCGCUGGCGUUGGCGCUGGCGCCAUCGCCCAUAUCGACGGUGGCCCAACAGGAUCAACACGGACGCACCGAUCAGCGAGAUAUCGGUCCCACUCCCGAUCAGCCUCGGUCGGUACGCCGUCAGAAAUGGGUCUGACGAUGGACGAGGUCCUCCAUCGGGGACCUUCCAGGCCUGACUCGCUCGUUUCAGAUCCUCAGACGUCUUGGCAAGGCGAUAUCACUUCCCCGCGUGGUCCGCGUCCUCCGAUACCGCAUCGUCACUACCGUCCCGCGCCAGCCCCGCCACACCUCAUCCCUGCUCCGCCUGUCCGAGGCCCCGGCGCCGACCUACUCGGGCCUAUCGGCGGCCCGCCUGUUAUCCCCGAUCGGAGCACCUCGCUGGGUCAGCUCUGGCGCCGGAUGAGCGGGCGGAGCGGUCGGAGUGGGAGCUCGAGCGAGGCUCUACCAAGCGGAGCCACGCUGGAGGUCGAGCCUGGACGCGAAGGGGGAAAGAAGGCGCAAAGGCCGGGAAUGGUGAGGUCAUUAUCGAGGAAAAAGACCGCGCCGCACGGGCAGGAUGUCUUGUUGCGGACACGGCGUGAGGAGGAGAAGGGUCAAAUACCGCCUGUCCCUCCCCACCAUGCUCAGCUGCGAUCCACACCGCCCAUCCCGCCAAGACGGCGCUCGUCCAUCCCGCCCGAGGCGUCGAUCCCUAUACCGACCACACGGAGCCCUCCAGAUCCCUCGACGGCAGCUACCUCGCAUCUCAUACCCCAGGCGCCCUCCAUUCCCUCCCCACCAGCCCAAAUCCCAAAUCGCGCCUCGUCCCUCCCUGUCCGACCUGGCAUCCUCAUCCCUAAUAACAGCGCCGCGCACCGCUCCAGCCUCCCCGAGUCCUUCUCUACCAUCCCCGAACACCCUUCCUCCCCUUCUCCGCACGGCUCGAACACCAGCUGGCUCCCUCGGCCCCCCCUUCAUUCGGGGGUAGAAACAGGCUCAGAGCGAAAGCGAAGGUUUCGGCGGACGUUGGUGGAAGUUGUGGAUGAUGUGCAGUUUCAGCGAUUGUUGCAGGAUGGGGAUAGGAUGGGGACGCUCGAAUCACCGGCAUCUGGCGUCGUCGCUGAGCAAGGAGCAAGCGAGAGAUAUCAAUAUGGGGUGGAUGGUGUGGGGCUGGCUAUCACGACCAACGCACCUGUUCAGGCCGAACCGGAAGAUCUGGGUGAUGCUCCUUUAUCGCCCAUCGUCGACUCGCCGUUUGGUUUGGAUGAUGGUGGGAUAGAUAGGCAGAUAGUUCAGGCGUGGUUCGUCACGAGGGAGUUGGUACAGGGGGAAAAGAGGUAUGGCAGGUCGCUCGCAAGGGGUAUAUCGAUCGCUCGGUCCGUCGCUGAGAAGCUCAACAAUCAGCUGGAUUUUGCUUCCUCUUGUUCCCUCUCUGGAGGCGGUAGCGGCACCUCCACUUCACCGUCCAAGCGCUUCGCUCGGCUCUCGGCGUCUCUGGGAUCCUCACCCAUAUCGACGCUCCGCCGAUCCCGAAUGAUGUCUGCUCCUGCCCUCAACCUAUCUACCUACUCCUCAUCCUCUCUCCUCCAUCUCCCACUCUCCUCAUCAUCGACAACCACUACCUGCCUCUCUUCACCGGUCUCACCACUCGGCAUCCUCCUAUACCGCCUCCCCCGCCUCCUCGCGCUCUCCCUCACCCUCUCCUCGCGCUUCGCACACGAUCCCUCCCCGGACCAAGUCGCCACUGCCUUCUUGUCGAUGGAAGAUGAGAUCAUGCGGGAGUUGGCGGACUGGGCGGGCGAGGUGGGGCAGUUGGUAGCGAUGGGGUUUGGGGAGAUGUUGGAUCGGGAGAUGAGGGAGGAUGGGAGUUUGUCACGGAAUUCGACGAUGGGGGAUAUUGCCCACCUCGGUAUGGGUCCCAUAUUCGGUUCGCCGUUCGAUUCGCUAGACCAGUCAUCAUCGACAGCAUUCGGUUCCUAUCUCAACUUACUUCGAGCGGACACGACGCAGGAGGACCGAACGAGCUUUUCUGAGAUCCUCCUCGCUCCUAUCCAGCGGGCGGCGCGAUAUCGCCUUCUCUUCCACUCGCUUGUUGUCAAAAUGCCGAAAGAGACGGCGGGGCGGGAGAAAGUACAAGCGGCAUUAUGGGCGGCAGAGCGGAUUGUUCACGCUGUGAACAAGGGCCAGGGGUUCGACCUUGAGGGAUUGAGGAGGGAGGAGGAUGAGACGGAGGAUGGGAGAAGAGGAGGCGGCGGUGAUGGUGAUACUCUGGUCAUGCGGAAGCGGACGAAGGGUAAGGGUAUGGAGAGGAGGGUGAGGAGUAUGGUGUCAUAG
Dioszegia hungarica is the source of this 3534-nucleotide messenger RNA. RefSeq lists its product as uncharacterized. Lineage: Eukaryota; Fungi; Basidiomycota; Tremellomycetes; Tremellales; Bulleribasidiaceae. Gene Ontology annotation, molecular function: guanyl-nucleotide exchange factor activity. The record is from RefSeq and is a predicted model, not a curated record. The transcript has 3 exons. Bases 1 to 3534 code for a protein of 1177 amino acids.